Molecule: messenger RNA, 276 nt
Organism: Penicillium psychrosexuale
Lineage: Eukaryota; Fungi; Ascomycota; Eurotiomycetes; Eurotiales; Aspergillaceae
Exons: 1
Coding region: 1-276 (91 amino acids)
Source: RefSeq, a predicted model, not a curated record
AUGCAAGCUGUCCGCGUCCACCCAUCCCCAUCCGACCCUCCAUACUCCGCAACAAACCCAGCCCCAUCAACAGCCCUCGAAAUCGACACCAUCCCAAUCCCAACCCCAACCCCAGGCCACCUCCUAAUCAGCAUCAAAGCAACAACCAUCAUCCGAGACAUGCUCACAUGGCCUGAGACAUACUCCCACCCAUACGCAAUCCCAGGCCACGACUUCUCGGGCAUCGUAGCCGGCCUCCCACAGGGCCCAGACUCGGUAGCUCUAAAUACCCUUUAG